Molecule: messenger RNA, 921 nt
Organism: Saccharomyces mikatae IFO 1815
Lineage: Eukaryota; Fungi; Ascomycota; Saccharomycetes; Saccharomycetales; Saccharomycetaceae
Gene: FAD1
Product: FMN adenylyltransferase
Exons: 1
Coding region: 1-921 (306 amino acids)
Biological process (GO): FAD biosynthetic process
Molecular function (GO): FMN adenylyltransferase activity
Source: RefSeq, a predicted model, not a curated record
AUGCAAUUGAGUAAGGCUGCCGAGUUGUGCUAUGAAAUAACAAACUCCUACUUACAUAUACAUCAAAAAUCUCAGAUAAUAGCAAGUACACAAGAAGCAAUACGGUUGACAAGAAAGUACCUACUAAAUGAAAUCUUUGUACGUUGGAGUCCACUGAAUGGGGAAAUAUCAUUUUCAUACAAUGGUGGGAAAGAUUGUCAAGUAUUACUUUUAUUAUACUUGAGUUGUUUAUGGGAAUACUUCUUCAUUAAAGCUCAAAACUCUCAAUUUGACUUCGAGUUUCAAAGCUUCCCCAUGCAAAGACUUCCAACAGUUUUCAUUGAUCAGGAAGAAACUUUCCCCACAUUAGAAAAUUUCGUACUGGAAACCUCAGAGCGAUAUUGUCUGUCUUUGUACGAAUCGCAAAGACAAUCAGGAGCGUCCAUCAAUAUGGCAGAUGCAUUCAGAGAUUUCAUAAAGAUAUACCCUGAGACCGAAGCCAUAGUGAUAGGUAUUAGGCACACGGAUCCGUACGGCGAAACACUAAAACCUAUUCAAAGAACAGACUCUAAUUGGCCUGAUUUUAUUAGGUUACAGCCUCUUUUACACUGGGACUUAACCAAUAUAUGGAGUUUCUUAUUGUAUUCUAAUGAGCCAAUUUGUGGAUUGUACGGGAAAGGGUUUACAUCAAUUGGUGGAAUUAACAACUCCUUGCCAAACCCACAUUUGAAAAAAGAUUGCAAUAAUGUGACUUUACAUUUUGGGUGGGAAAUCAAUCAUGCUUUCAGCAAGAAUGCAGAAGAUGAUCACAAAUCCCUUAUAAACACGUCACCUAUUUCCGUGGUGGAUAAAGAAAGGUUUAGCGGAUACCAUGGCGAUUACUAUCCUGGCUGGUAUCUAGUCGACGACACCUUAGAAAGAGCCGGUAGAAUUAAAAAUUAA